Ectocarpus sp. CCAP 1310/34 is the source of this 2917-nucleotide messenger RNA. Lineage: Eukaryota; Phaeophyceae; Ectocarpales; Ectocarpaceae. The record is from the annotation of a GenBank genome assembly.
AUGCUCGAAGCCGAAGGUACAACACCGGCAGUACUGAUGGACGGGAUGCUCGAAGUCGAAGGUACAACACCGGCAGUACCGAUGGACGGGAAGCUCGUAGUCGAAGGUACAACACCGGCGGGACCGGUGGACGGGAAGCUUGAACUCGGACCGUACCCUGCACCCGAUCCUGAAAUCUGAGAAGGGGGCGGGGUGUGUUGGGCGAAAAAGCCAGUGCCAACGCCAGGCGGAGACGCUUGGCGGACAACGGGGGGAGGGACAACGGUAGAGGGGAUUACAUCACCGUCGCGGUACGAGGGGGGCAAGCGGGUGGCCGAUAGAGAGCAUCCGAUAUCCGAAUAUGCGAAACUAAGCCGACCGCCGAAAAGGUGCACACCCCUCUCAUCCAACACUAUCCUGUGCUUUUUCUGCGUUUGGUGCAGGGAGAACAAGUUGAACGAAAUUCCUGGCACCACGUACACGUCUGUCAAUUGGGCACAAAAAUCCACUUCUCCCGAGCGGCCUCCUGCCAUAUGGAAUGCCAGAUUGACACUACCGACACACUCCACGCGCAAAUGAGCACCAUUGCCUACUCUGAUGUAUUCUUUGCCGGGGGGAACAGGCGAGAUGUUGUACAUUUUGGAGCUGUUACUCACAAAAUGGUUGCUUGCACCGCUAUCCGACCAAAAUACCUCCCUACCAGGACUGUAAUCGCAACUCUGGGCAGACAAAGCAAAACCAAGAUCACCACAUGCGACACUGCCUACAUCAUUCGAAACCGAAAGCGAACUCAUCUCGUCAGCGGACCUAAAGUGUGCCAUCAGGGAGUGCAGAUGCCCAGGCGGAAAAGCUGCUGCUCCGGGAGAAGGCGACUGGGGCGGGGCAUGGGUGAAGUGUUGCUGCUGCUGCUGCUGCUGCUGCGGCUGAAACGACGGCGGUCGCGGAGGCUGCGGUGGUGGCUGCUGCUGCUGGUAGUACGACGUCGGAGGCGGGUGGUACGGCUGUUGCUGGUAAUAGUCUGGCGAAGGCUGGUGCUGCUGGUGCUGCUGCUGGUGCUGCUGUUGUUGCUCCCACCCCCCAUACUCGCUACCAUACGCGGGCCCCCCGUAGGGCAUAGCACUAUACGCAUGCGUCACAUUUGCAUGCCCGUACGGAGGCCGCCACGGCGGCUGUGGCGGACGAGGGGGAGCUGCAUACCUGUGCUGAUGCUGUCCUCCGUAGCCGCUGUGAGGUCCGUGCUGAGGCCCGCCGCCCCAGCCCCCCCCACUGCUGUAGCUCGGCUGCUGCUGCGGCGGUCCAUGAAGUUGCUGUUGCUGGGGAUGCUGCUGUUGAGGCUGCUGUGGCUGAUGCUGCUGUUGCUGAGGCUGCUGUGGCUCCUGUUUCUUCUGACGGUCGCGUUGAGUGCGGCACUGGGCGUUGGUGUGGGACAAGUGCGGAUGUAGGUAGCAGUGGUCGCUGUCGGCUCCGCUCUCUCCUGCUUUCUUGUUUCCUCUCCCUCUGCUCCUGCUCCGACUCCGGGCGCCUCCGUCUCCGUCCUGUCCCCCGCCGUUUCCACUCGACCCAUUUUGGACACGUCCAUCGCCCCGGAUACCACCGGAAGCGACGAACGCGUGCCCCGCGCCAUUCUUUGGUUCCUCCUCCCGACGGCGAAGCAAUUCCGCAUGGGCAUCUCGUACACCCUUUUCGAUUUUUUCGCGCGAGGGGGGAAUCGGUGACAUAGUCAGAAUUUUCUUUUCCAUCGUGUACUCGUCGGAAAGGUGGUACACCAUGUGGGCAUUGGCAUCUUCGUCGGAGAAAGUAACACCGUGCGAGGCUAGCCUACUGCGCAAAACAGCAAAUCUCCCGAAGUAUUCUUGGGGGGUCUCGCCUACUUUCAUCUCAAGACCGUGGUAUUGGGAUGACAGUCUUUCCUUCUCCGCUCUGGCACGCGGCUCGUAAUAGUUCAAGAAAAUUUUCCAACCUCCGCUUGGACUACCAUCAGCGAUGAUCUGGGUAAGGAUUGGCAUGUAUGUUACAGACGUGAUCAGCAGGUUCCACGCCGUAAUUGCCUUCUCUACGCUAUCAGGCGAGUGCAUCCUAUGCAAUUCCUCCAUGUCUAUCCCUUCUAGCCCGACUGGAAUUCUGUGGUCACUCAAUACCACUUCCCUGACUCCUUCUUGCGCAAACAUUGCAAUCAUGUUCGAUCGAAAAAUCAAAAAUCUUGCCUGCUCAUCUUCCCCUUGCCUAAAAAUCCCAUCCCAAGGCGCUAGGCGCUUAACCUCAGUCAGGCGAAUACUUCCUCCUGUAUUGGGUACUCUACCGCUGUCCCGUGGUGAUAUCUGCAGGCGGCUGGUCAGGGCGUCGGCGAGAGUGCGGGCGAUGUCAUCUACGGCCGGGUUCGCCGAUGGCCGCCCCGCUUGUUGCUGGUGGCGUGCCUCGUGCUCGCUUCCGGUCCGGACGUUCUCUGUCCUCUGCUCCUCCUCGUCUUGUUGCCGUCUUAUGUCGGCCAGUCGUUGUUGUACCCUCAUCUCCACCAACUCGUUGAUGCGGGCGUCCUCGUCUUCUGCGUGACGGGCGCCUCGUUCUUGGUCGGCGCUGGACAUCGGUGACAGCUGCUGAUCGCCGCAAAGCGAUACUCCAAACUAAGCUCGACGCGAAUCUCGUAGACGACGUGUCAUAAGCUAGCGUGAUCGAUAAUUCGGGUGACCCAGUUCUAUGUGCUUGGAGUUUAGAGCGGGUGGCCCAUGACGGGGCGUGGAUGGGUAAAGACGUGUUGGGAAACGUGUUGUAUCCGUGUUGCCGUGUUGUAUUAAUCGGGGGCGUGCUCGUGCUCGUCAAACCAUCACGGUAUCGAGUCACGCCUUCAUGCUUUCUCACACAACGAAUCUCUCUGAAUCCUCACCAAAAGCCUCUCACAACCAAGGAAAAUAUGUAGAAAGUUCCUGUUCCUCCGCAUCUC